AUGUGCGACAAGGGGUUCAGCCAGUUUGGGAGUCGAGGUCGUAUCAUCGACUCCAGGAUGGUGUGUUCCAUGCAUAUGCGGGCGGGUUCGAUGAUUGCCAACCGAACCAGGUUUCCCAUUGACCUUCUCGAUGCAGUGAGGAAUACCACUCAGCAAAUUCGGGAGUGGGCAGUUAUCGGCCCAGGCGGAAGGCAUGUGGGAGGUGUGGGAGGCCCUAAGGAGAACGGAAAGAUGGAUCUGCCGCCGCCUCCGUACCCCUCGGUCGUCACCACCGGCCUUGUCGUCGUCUCGGCACUCUUCCCCGUGAUCUCGGGCGUGUCUAUCCUGCUCCGUCUCGCCGCCCGCCGCAAGGCCAGUCAGGCACUCCAUCCCGACGACUACUGGAUCAUCGCAUCAUGGUUCUUGACAUUGGGACUCAGUAUCCUCGUGUGGUAUUUUACUCCACGGACGGGAAUCAACUACUUUAAUACCGACUUCCUUACCGGGACUGAGAAUUCCCUAGAGCUUAUCUUCAUUUCAUCCUGCUAUGUGCAGUUCCCCCUCGGCGCGGUCAAGAUCGCGGUGCUACUCUUCUACAUGCGCGUCUUCCCAACACCCAUGUUCCGGGCCAUCGUGUGGUGCGUGAUCGGCAUCGUCAGCGUCUGGUCCGUCCUGUUCUUCCUGCUCGUGCUUCUCGAACUCGAUCCUAUCGCAUUCCCUCUCAUGACGGCCAACCUCCGGCUCGACAGCACAGCCAUCGGCCUCGGGCAAGUGGCAAGCAGCUUCGCACUCGACAUCCUCGUGCUGUGCCUCCCCCUCCCCGUCAUCGCCCGCCUGCACAUGAAAUGGGAGCGCAAGGUCGCCGUGGCCCUCAUCUUCUGGCUUGGAGCCUUCUGCGCUAUCGCCGCCAUCGUCCGGACCGUGCUGCUGGACCAGUCCAUCCGUGAGGUGGUCAGCUCCGACAGCUACAACAGAGUUGCCAACCAAUCCCGCCAAUACAUCUUCAUGGUCCUGGAACCAAACUGCUCCAUCCUCGCCGCCUGCCUGCCUACCUACGGCCCGCUGCUAUCCGGCGGGCGCGCGCCCGAGUCCAUUGUGCGCAGCGUGCGCAGCGUCUUCAGCCUGCGCAGCGCGCGCAGCAACAAUGCCUCGGCGGCCAGCCUGCCGCGCAGCCGCCACAAGAGCGCCGGCGAAUCCCAGGUCGAGCUGCACGAUAUCGAGGGCGAGGACUACUCGCACAAGGUCUCCCGGCGAGGUCGUCCCGCCAGUUCCGUCCAUGCCCGCUACGGCUCAGGUCUGCUGGCAAGGAGGGGGGGUAGGGAAUAG
Chaetomium globosum CBS 148.51 is the source of this 1305-nucleotide messenger RNA. RefSeq lists its product as uncharacterized. The transcript is spliced from 5 exons. Bases 1 to 1305 code for a protein of 434 amino acids. The record is from RefSeq and is a predicted model, not a curated record. NCBI's taxonomy places the organism in Eukaryota, Fungi, Ascomycota, Sordariomycetes, Sordariales, Chaetomiaceae.